UUAAUUUUCAAAUAUGGAAGAUUUGAAUCUUUUGACCGAGAUUCUUCCCCCCUUUUUACUUUUCAUUUACUCCAUACGAAUUGUCGGAAUAAUGUGAGAUUUAUUACUAGAAAAUGACUAGCUUCUGUCAUCUCUGCCAAAUCUAAUACCCAGAAUGACCCAGGGCGAUAUCGGGAAGUUUUUAGUUUUUUUUAUUCAUAGCGGGGCUUCGAAUCAUAUCCGGAAUAGCUCAUCCUAGUUAAACAUCAUUCAAUGUUCUUUGCCAUCCAUCAAUCAGAUCGAUAUGAACAUUUGACAUUUAACUCACUUGCCAAAGAAAGUACCGUACCAUUACCGUACCGUACCUACCAACCAUACUCUACCGACCAAUAUCUCAUCUAGGUAUUUCUGUACAGUAUCUCUCUCUCUCUCUCUCUCUCUAUGUAUGUAGUAUUUUAUUUUUUAUAUGCUAUGUUUCUUACUUUACCAUCAUCACUCAAACCAUCCUUCAAUUGAAAUCAGAGCUCGAAUAAUUAAUUGAGGUAGAAGCCCCUUCACUUCACACUGACCUUCGGAUAUCGUUAUCUGUAAUCGUCACUCUAGAGUCUAUACAUACCGGAUCUUCCUGAUACCUCGCCAGACGAGAUCGUUCACACGUCAAAUCUCUAACAUCAAUUCGACAACAUCUUUAAUAAUCAUCAUCGCUACUCAAGAUCUUUUCGAUAACGAUUCGCAUAUUAUCGCAUAUCAUUUCUCCUAUUAUCUACUACAUCUUAAGUGUGCAGCGAGGCUGAAGUGUCUCGGGAAGUUGCAGGAUAGCAAGUAGCAUCGGACAAAGAAGGCAUUCUGAGUAUCAUCAUCCGGAUUUCUAGCAAUUCACAGCUCUACCAACUUUCGCAUGCGAUGAGGUGUGUUUUACCCCUUUCGCUUUUUAUCUGCGCCGCCUUCGAUUUCUGCGUCUAACCAAGUCCAACUUAGAAGCUUGAUUCUUAUACAUUGCACAAAAGAUCGAGAUACAUUGAGUACCCAGGUAGCGCGAAGAUGGACAUUAUGGAUGAUCGAGCGCAGCAGCACUCUUACAUCAAUGGGCCCAGUCUAGCCCAAAAUCCAGCUCGAACAGUCCCAAUUAUUCAACAACCUACCAUCCAAACUUCUGCUCCAUCUGGCGACGCAAUGGACGUUACACCUGGUACGGCGAUGAUGGGACCUCCUUCAAGGACAAGUCCUGAUAGCGAAGCAAACGGCACACACGAUCAUAUGAGGGAAGAUCAACCAAGCUCGGGCAGUUUGGCAACGCCGAAUGCAGCUGCCGCGGCUGCAGCUGGAGGAGGAAUCCAACCCAAAGUGGUGCAAACUGCAUUCAUUCAUAAAUUAUACAGGUUGGAGCUGAUGAGAAUCUGUUCAUAGUAUUUCUUUUACUGAUUGCAUGCCAGUAUGUUGGAAGAUGUCAACAUUCGACAUCUGAUAUCUUGGUCGGCUAGCCAGGACAGCUUUGUAAUGUCUCCCUCUAGCGAUUUCUCAAAAGUCCUGUCGUAAGUUAAAACAUCCCGAUUGGCAUCUUUUUCUCAUAGGUUGUAGACAAUACUUCAAACAUACAAAUAUAUCUUCAUUUGUACGACAAUUGAACAUGUACGGAUUUCACAAAGGUUAGUACUAUUGCAAUUUUGCAUAUUGGUCAUCAUCGCUAACAGCAAUGCAGUCAGUGACGUCUUUCACCAGAAUGCGCCAGAGACUCCGCUCUGGGAGUUCAAGCACGGGCAAAACAGCUUCAAACGCGGCGAUGUGGUCGGUUUAAGAGAAAUCAGACGAAGGGCUUCUCGACAAUCUCUCGUUCACCGAGAUUCAUACUCUGCGCCAAAACCACCGCAUUCGCAACCUGGGACUCCGGGCGAAUCAAUACUACCAAUCCAGGAGUCAACAGAGUCUAGAUUAACAUACUUGGAACAUGGUCUAUUUGAGAUGCAUGCUAAAAACACGAGAGAUGCCGAGAGUCAACAUUUUUUCCACGUUAGACACCAGGUUUUGAUGGACACUUUAGCUCGUGUCCUCCAGGUACCUCUUCCAUCAUUAAAACCCGAAUGGGCGGUGACUAAUUUUGCGUAGUUGAAUCUCGAAAUGUCCAGAAUGAUGCUCUCUUUAGCUAGUCCAGAAUCAGGUCUUCAUCGUGAUGGUAUGUACCCUGCAAUUACUAAGCCCCUAUCUAGGUUGUUGACAAAUUAUAGUUGUCGCUAUACAAGGGGAAAUCCAAAGACACAUGGAAACCAUCACCAGAUGCAUGGAAGAUCCAAACGAGCCCCCUCUCUCAAGUAGCCGUCCAUAUUUCUCAAACUUGACGUUGGAUAAUCCUCCAUCACCUCGACAAAUGCCCCAAGAUGAACCUCGUCGUUCAUCAUUUCUUGGAGUUCCCCCUCGCCAGAAUUUCCAUCGUCCUCCCAUUCCAUCUCAUCUGUCUCUCGCUGCUCGUAGAGGAUACGGUUCGAUUGGAGGCGCAGCUACAGGACAAUCGUCGCCAAGUUCACUCAGACCCCAGGCACCACAACCCGCGCCCGCGCCCCACCCACUCGCUAACUCAUCAUCACCACCAAAUAUGUCACGCCGCCACACUUCUGCUGAUAUUCGUAAUGUAGGAGGAUGGCAACCCAGUUCCUCUCCCUAUGCGUCCGGCCAAUCAUCAUCACAAUAUCCAUCAUCUCCCAAAAGAACAGCAGCACACAUGGCCAGUGAGGACCAGCGAAUCCGUGAUAGUUUCAGCAUGUAUUCACUCUCUGGGGCAACGCAUGGACAUAGCAUGUCCCGCCCAGCCACCCCUCCUUCGUAUACAAACGGCAAUGCAACAGAAAAUCUCAACAACUGGUCGUGGAGCGGACCCAGGGACAAAGGGUUAUCAAAUAUCUUUAGAGACAGCUCUGGACCUCCUACCCGACGAGGAAGCAUGGCACAUAUUUUAAAUCCAGCAGAAACGGCAGAAAGCGCAGAGGAACACGAGGAGGAUAUGCUUCGGGAAGAAGACCGCAAGCGAAAGCGUCUUCAAUAGACGUGAAUAUUGAUAGUAUAUGCAAAACUGGACAGGGUGGGUGUACCACGGAUGCAAUGCCCUCCGAUUUUGGUUUGCUUGGAAUUUCAAAUUUAUCCAUUAUUUUACUGGGGGUUCGCGCGUUGGAAGCGUGUUGGAAGCGUGUUAUGUCAAUCUAUUUUGGAUUCGACUUUCUUGUGCAUAUGUAAAAGUGGAAAUAGGACAGGAGUAGGAACAGGAGGAAUCUUGAAACUUGAAUAAUUUCAGGGUUUUGUAUGAUGGCUACAGCAGGCGUUGGUGGUGGUUUGGUUGAUUGCAUUGUAAGGACGGAUGUCUGCAUGGAUAUGAAAGACAGAAGAAACAGCGACGGCAGUGGAAUAUUAAAAGUAAUUAUGGAUGCAAGGCACGAUGGAGUGUCAUGUAUGGGGCAGUGAGAAUUUGUACAAAAGUUAUGCUUUUGCAUGGAAAUAAAAGCGCAACAGCAAUGUUUCGGAAACGAUGAGAUU
Molecule: messenger RNA, 3498 nt
Organism: Sclerotinia trifoliorum
Lineage: Eukaryota; Fungi; Ascomycota; Leotiomycetes; Helotiales; Sclerotiniaceae
Source: the annotation of a GenBank genome assembly